Molecule: messenger RNA, 2487 nt
Organism: Effrenium voratum
Lineage: Eukaryota; Dinophyceae; Suessiales; Symbiodiniaceae
Source: the annotation of a GenBank genome assembly
AUGUUCAGACACUGCGUCAAGCUAACCUUGAAGCAUGCCAGUGCGCGCAGUGGCGCAAUGGCAGCGGCUGUUCGUCUUUUCCACUUGUUGAUACUGACGUCGAACGCCUUCAAAAACAGGGGCUCCUGGUCGCCCAACCCAAAGGCGCACCCUGCCUCGGUGAGCGUUUGCGGCGAUGCACGCUUCACCUUCCUCACGCCGCGGCUGCUGCGAGUCGAGUCGCGAAGCUUCGAGGAUCGAGCCACCGUCGCGGUCGAGAACCGGCGGCUGCCGCCGCCGUUAGACCUGCGCAUGGCCAAAAGCGAUGGCUGGUGCAACAUCACAGCUACCUGGGCUUCGGAAGAAACGAACGGAAGGGUUGAAACAGAUGCAAGCACCACCACCGUGCGGUACAGGUCAGGACUCACAGAGCCAUUUAUCGAGGUGGAGGCUGUGCUGGCCACUGGGCAGCACGUGCAGUGGAGGCUGGGGGACAAGGACACCGGGAAUUUGAACGGUACUCGCUUUGAUUUGGCCCAGUGCUGCACGAACCCUGGCACUUUGCCCAGCGACUUGGAUCCCGGCUAUCCGCUGCUGCCUGGACUUUUGAGCAGAAACGGGUGGAGCCUCCUGAACGACACCAGCUCGAUUGUCUCAGACUGGAUCUCAUACCGAGUAGUUGAGAUGGAUGUCUACGUCUUCGCGUGCGGUUUCCAGUUCCGCGAGUGCCUCCGAGACUUUGCGCAGAUCUCGGGCCCCAUGUCUCUGCCCCCGCUGAGCGCGUUCGGGCACUGGUGGUCCCGGCACUGGGGAGACCCGUUUGACGGCAUCUACUUCGGGCCAAUGACGCAAGACGCCAUCACCAAAGAAGUGAUACAGGGUUACCGUGACCACGGCUUGCCCUUGCACCAGGUGGUGUUGGACAUGGAGUGGCACCAACAGGUCGCCAAAGAUUGCAGAACCUUUGUUGGAAUGAAGGGCUGGGCAGGCUGGACAUGGAACCGCACCUUGUUCCCCGACCCAAAAGCUUUCACAGAUUGGCUGCACGCGGGCAAUACAUCCGACUCCUACGGCCACCCGCUGAAGCUGGUGUUGAAUUUGCACCCGGAUGCUCCCUUUACACCUUGUGAAGAGACCUAUGCGGCGUUUGCAAGAUGUCUUGGCCUGGACCCCUCAAAGGCAGAGGACAUCGAGCUGGACUACUACAACAAGACCCUUAUGGAGGGCCUGGCAAGAGUGGUGCUGCCCGCGUUGCAUGCGGAUUACUUGUGGAUGGACUCUCCCACAGUCAACACUUGGAAGAACGGGUUUUAUGACAACGUGCUGCUGCAGCAGGGCAAACGGCCCUUGGUGCUCUCGCGGUACGGGGGAUACGGCAACCAGCGAUAUCCCAUCGGCUUCUCAGGUGACACGGCGCGGAAGUGGGACACCUUGCACUACCAGGUGUACUUCACUCCCACAGCCGCCAACGUGGGCUUCGGUUACUGGAGCCACGACAUCGGGGGCUUCAACGGCGCCAACUCGACCGACCACCUGGGUGAGUCGGCGGAGCUCAAUCUGCGCUGGACACAGUUCGGCGUUUUCUCCCCCAUCUUCCGUUCGCACUGCCGCUACUGCGAUCAGCGCAUUUGGAUAAACAACUUGACCUUGGUGUAUCCGCAGCUCAGAUCGGCGCACUUGCUUCGCAACGCUUUGGUGCCCUACAUCUACACGAGCGGGCACAUCGCCGAAGAAAGCGGCGAGGCCUUGGUACAUCCCUGCUACUUUGCGGAUCCAGCGGGCAAGCAUCCAGAGACAUACGACCCAUCUUUGGCAUUCCAAUACUUCUUCGGAGCGGACAUGGUGGUAGCGCCCAUCACGCAGCCGGUAGGUCCUAAUGGCCGAAUCGCCAAGAAGGUGUGGCUUCCACCAGUCUCCUCUGGAAGAUGGGUGCGAUGGAACGCUUCGGCCAGCAUCAGCUCAGAUGCGACGGUGGCCUCUGAGGAGUUUACUUUGGAUGAUACACCAGUCUGGGUGCGUGCUGGAGCAAUGAUCCCAACACGUGACAUGCGCUCUGUGAGCCGGACGGUGGCAGACCCCCUGAUUUGGCAGCUCUGGCAUGGCAACAAGACAUUCGGGGGUGGUAAGGUCAUUGAGGAUGAUGGGGAAAGUAUGGCAUAUUCCUUUGGAGAAAAAGCGGUUGUCACGGCAUCAUACACCUGCACCUCAGCCUGUACGUCGUUUAAAAUUUCUGUGAGCUCACCUCAAGGCUCCUUCAAGUCGCCCAAGAUGCGGUCCCACGAGGUGGCCAUCAUGGCCUACGUGAACGUCUCUGAAGUCUCCGUCCGCAGCAACGGCCGGGUGCUGUCGCCAACCAACCGCCAUGCCCCCGGCUUUUGGAUCCUUCCAGCAAGUGGUGUGAACCCGGCGAUGCUCGUUGUUGCUCCGGGACCACAGUUGUACACCAGCAGUGUAGAGAUUGCGAUUGGCCAAUCCGGCUCGACACCUUUUGUCGAAUCUAUCAUUUGA